This is a messenger RNA of Anopheles marshallii, 834 nucleotides long. RefSeq names its product trypsin-7-like. Gene Ontology annotation, molecular function: serine-type endopeptidase activity. The coding region runs from base 1 to 834 and encodes 277 amino acids. NCBI's taxonomy places the organism in Eukaryota, Metazoa, Arthropoda, Insecta, Diptera, Culicidae. The transcript is spliced from 4 exons. Gene Ontology annotation, biological process: proteolysis. The record is from RefSeq and is a predicted model, not a curated record.
AUGAAACUUGUCGUAGUAUUUUGUGCGGUAGCAGUUGCCGUGGUCAGUGCGAGCGAUGUAGCAAGCGAGCGAUUCGAGCGGCGCAUGCUGCCGGACGGUGCACAGCAGAUCGACGAUCGUCAGCAGAUGGGAAAUGUUGGGUCGCUGAAGAAGAUUGUCGGUGGUGGACCGGUAAGCAUCCAGACGCACUCCUACCAGCUGUCGCUGCGCAACUACGACUACCACAUCUGCGGUGCCUCGAUCAUAUCGAGCGUUUGGGCCCUUACUGCAGCCCAUUGUCUGUACCCCGAUCCGGACCCGAAAACGAUCACACUGCGCGCUGGAACCAGCAAUCAGUCGGUCGGUGGUCGCAUCUUCAAUGCAUCUCGUAUCAUCAUCCACCCGAUGUACAAUCCCAGCUCGAUGGAUAACGAUGCGGCGGUGAUUCGUGUGGAUUCGUACUUCACUGGCCCUAACAUGGGAUACAUUGCACUGGUGCCGCUGGGUUAUGAACCGAUGGCGGGUGUUCGGGCUAUCGUUACGGGCUGGGGACGCCAGAGCGAGGACUCGAAACAGUCGAUGACACUGGCCGGAGUGGAAAUCCCCAUCGUAGAUAAGGCAGAGUGUAUGAAUCAAUGGAGCGGCGUAUCGGUGACACCACAAAUGAUCUGUGCCGGAGCGUUGGGCAAGGAUUCGUGCAACGGUGACAGUGGCGGCCCGCUAGUUUCCGGCGGACGCCAGAUCGGUAUCGUAUCGUGGGGAUCGACCAAAUGCGGUGGCCCGCUAGCAGCUAUCUACACUAACCUGGGCAACGUGGCUAUCCGCACCUUUAUCAGCUCGACGACGGGCGUCUGA